CUGCCGCCGCCCUCGCGAGGCCGAAGCGGGCGCGACGAGGCCCCGGCGGGAGUCGGGAGCACUGCCGGCAUGGAGACGCUGCUGCUGGGCGCCGGGCUGCUGCUGGGCGCCUACGUGCUUGUCUACUACAACCUGGUGAAGGCCCCACCGUGCGGCGGCAUCGGCAGCCUGCGGGGCCGCACGGCCGUGGUCACGGGCGCUAACAGCGGCAUCGGGAAGAUGACAGCGCUGGAGCUGGCGCGCCGGGGAGCGCGCGUGGUGCUGGCCUGCCGCAGCCGGGAGCGAGGGGAGGCGGCCGCUUUCGACCUCCGUCAGGAGAGUGGAAACAAUGAGAUCAUCUUCAUGGCCUUGGACUUGGCCAGUCUGGCCUCAGUACAGGCCUUUGCCACUGCCUUCCUGAGCUCUGAGCCAAGGCUGGACAUCCUCAUCCACAAUGCAGGGAUCAGUUCCUGUGGCCGGAUUCGGGAGGCCUUUAACCUGCUGUUGCGAGUGAACCACGUUGGCCCCUUUCUGCUGACACACUUGUUGCUACCCCGCCUGAAGUCGUGUGCCCCCAGCCGUGUGGUGGUAGUGUCCUCAGCUGCCCACCGGCGUGGUCAUCUCGACUUCACACGUCUGGAUUGCCCAGUGGUGGGCUGGCAGCAGGAGCUUCGGGCAUAUGCUGACAGCAAACUAGCCAAUGUGCUGUUUGCCAGGGAGCUUGCCACCCAGCUUGAGGGCACUGGUGUCACCUGCUAUGCGGCCCACCCAGGACCUGUGAACUCGGAGCUCUUCCUGCGUCACCUCCCUGGAUGGCUCUGUCCUAUUUUGCGCCCACUGGCUUGGCUGGUACUCCGGGCACCUCAAGGGGGUGCCCAGACACCCCUGUACUGUGCUCUGCAGGAGGGCCUUGAGCCCCUCAGUGGGAGAUAUUUUGCCAACUGCCGCGUGGAGGAGGUCUCCCCAGCUGCUAGAGAUGACCAGGCUGCCCACAGGCUGUGGAAAGCUACCAAGAAGCUGGCAGGGCUUGAGCCUGGAGAGGAGGAUGAUAGCCCUGAUGACGAGCCCCGACCUCAGGAUCUAGGGGCCCCAUCUUCUCUGAAUGCCCCCAGCUCUGAGAAAACCGCGGUUUCUGGACCUUCUCAGAGCUCUCAGGGCUCACCGGACUUGUCUAAAUUGACACAGCGAAGAAUUCAGAUGCAGGCUGAGUCUACACACUAACUUUCCUAACCCGUAGGCUAGAAUGCUUCUGUAGUGCAGUAGGACCUCUCAAAACCUCAGCUGUGUGCCUGGCCACUGGGGGGUUGCCACAUUUCCCUUGGUGGUUAAGUUUUGGGACCUUUAUGUCCUAAACAGCCCUUUUCCUAGUGAAAGGAAAUAAGUACUACUUCCUAAAA
Peromyscus eremicus (cactus mouse) is the source of this 1376-nucleotide messenger RNA. RefSeq names its product dehydrogenase/reductase 13 (gene Dhrs13). Bases 70 to 1200 code for a protein of 376 amino acids. Lineage: Eukaryota; Metazoa; Chordata; Mammalia; Rodentia; Cricetidae. The record is from RefSeq and is a predicted model, not a curated record. The transcript has 5 exons.